AUGGCUGCCACUUCCUUUGUUAUCAGGACGCCCUGCUCGUCCGCCAACAUUGGACCUGGGUUCGACGUGAUCGGUCUGGCAUUGUCCAUGCAUUUGGAGCUCCACGUCACAAUUGAUACCUCCAAGUCAUCGCAACAACCACUUAACUGUCGUAUCACAUAUGACGACCUGAGCAACAGUACCGAGAAGAUCAGUCUGGACCCCGAGGUUAACUUGAUCACCCGUGUAGCACUUUACGUACUUAGAUGCCAUAGCCAACGGGCAUUCCCUGCUGAGACUCAUGUGCACAUCGUAAACCCGAUCCCCUUGAGUCGGGGUCUCGGUUCUUCUGGCACUGCCGUUGUGGCUGGUGUAAUGCUGGGAAAUGAAGUAGGUAAGCUUGGGCUCAGCAAGGAUCGUCUCUUGGAUUAUUGUUUGAUGAUCGAACGACACCCCGACAAUGUCGCUGCCUCGCUCUUCGGAGGCUUCGUUGGCACCUAUCUCAACGAACUCGCCCCCGAAGACGUAGCGCGCAAGGAGAUCCCUCUCAGUGAAGUUCUCCCUUCUCCGGCCGGUGGCAUUGACACCGGCAAGAGGCCUCCUGAGCCGCCCAUUGGCAUCGGUCAUUACAGAAAGUUCCAGUGGGCCAAGGAAAUCAAGGCUAUUGCCAUCAUCCCCGACUUUGUCGUGCCCACCGCCAACGCCCGGAAUGUUCUUCCUACCUCGUAUACCAGAGCGGACGUUGUCUUCAACCUCCAGCGCGCUGCCUUGCUCCCAGCAGCUUUGGGCAGCUCUCCGCCGGACCCAGACAUGAUCUAUCUGGCCAUGCAAGAUAAGGUCCACCAACCAUACAGACAGACUCUUAUCCCCGGCUUGACGGAGAUUCUCCAAUCAAUGAACCCACGUACGCAGCCCGGUCUGCUUGGAAUCUGUCUGUCAGGUGCAGGCCCGACCAUCCUUGCCUUGGCAACGGAUAGGUUCCAAGAGAUUGCAGACCGCAUCAUCUCUCGCUUUGCUACCAAUGGCAUCGCCUGCCAGUGGAAGUUGCUUGAGCCUGCCCAAGACGGCACCACUGUCCAAUACUGA
This is a messenger RNA of Aspergillus tubingensis, 1065 nucleotides long. Its product is annotated as homoserine kinase. The record is from RefSeq and is a predicted model, not a curated record. The coding region runs from base 1 to 1065 and encodes 354 amino acids. Gene Ontology annotation, biological process: L-threonine metabolic process. The transcript is spliced from 3 exons. Gene Ontology annotation, molecular function: homoserine kinase activity; ATP binding. Lineage: Eukaryota; Fungi; Ascomycota; Eurotiomycetes; Eurotiales; Aspergillaceae.